Molecule: messenger RNA, 4246 nt
Organism: Cydia fagiglandana
Lineage: Eukaryota; Metazoa; Arthropoda; Insecta; Lepidoptera; Tortricidae
Product: voltage-dependent calcium channel subunit alpha-2/delta-3-like
Exons: 19
Coding region: 470-4183 (1237 amino acids)
Cellular component (GO): voltage-gated calcium channel complex
Molecular function (GO): voltage-gated calcium channel activity
Source: RefSeq, a predicted model, not a curated record
CCAGUUCGUGUUCGCUCGAUGCCGCGCCGCCCGCCCGGCCGAGAAUAGACGCAGCACGUGCGUCCGCAGCGACACACGCGUCGCGCCGGGCCGCCACCGACACCGCAUCGGCGGCAAAAAACUCAACAAUAACAUAAGCAACCGCGUUGUGAUCUCUUGUGACUACCGACUAUCAAUGCAGUGUACCAAGCUUCUAAGUGUCAGCAGCAAAGUUUAGCAAAACUUACUAUAACCUAGAGAAAUUUACGUGCCGCUAUUGUACCUAAUCGUGCUCGUUAUCACAGUGAAAGCUUACCUAUAAUAGAGAUAUAUUUUCUGUUAUAAAUAGAGCGUUGUAUUUUAGCGUAGCGUUGUAGUCGUGAUGGUAUUAGCCUUUUGAACAAAAUACUGUAACAAAGUGCCUUAAAGCUGAACAGAUUGAGCUUGUGUAUAUGUAAAGUGUGAGGUGCGCAAGAGUGACUCACCGACGAUGCGUGGCCUAAGCUUGGUUUUCUGCGCGCUGCUGAUGAUUCUUCGGGAAGCGACGCCGGCGAGGAGAUCAGAAAGAUCCAACACAGUUAAAGCAUGGGCUGACCGGCUUGGCGAAGAAAUAUGGGAACUAAAUGAAGCCUUGACAAAAGCUCAACAAAUAAAAGCUGAAUACCAGAAAAUGAACGCGAGCGUUAGAAGGAAAGAUGGUAUGUCAAUAUUAGAAUCUUCACUAACAUCUGUCAGGAUGAUGCUAACGAAGAAAAUCAACGCAGUUAAGUGUAUCCACGCGACAGCUAUCGAGUUAGCGAAAAAAUUUAACGAGGAAUACAACGGGACGGCAGAAGAUGAGUUUGAGUACUGCUCCGCUAAAUAUUCAGUCUUUAUGGAACUGAAUGAAUUUGGAAAUGAUACAGUUGUGAUCCCGACUGAAGAAGACCCGGAAAAAAUACCAAAAUUUACUAUUUUAAUGAAACAUUUUUACGAAAAUGUAACUGUAGACCGUGAUUCUCACUUUUACAACAUACGAGUAAAUACUGACAAAAGCUGCGUCCAUGUUCCUACCAAUAUAUUUUUCCGAGAGGAGGAACCAAGAAAAGCCAUACUUUGGACAAAGGAUCUCAAUGACAUAUUUACUAAAAAUUACAAUGCCGACCCGUCUUUGACGUGGCAAUAUUUUGGCAGUUCCCAUGGUGUCCUGCGAUUUUUCCCUGCAAUGCGCUGGAACCAGAAGGAUACUGACAUCUAUGACUGCCGCGUGCAGUCGUGGUACAUCGAGGCCGCCACCUGCUCCAAAGACAUGAUCAUUCUUUUUGACGUCUCAGGUUCUAUGACCGGGUUCAAGAACUAUGUAGCAAGAACAACUUUGAAGUCAUUGUUGGAUACCUUGUCUAACAAUGACUAUGUUAACGUGUAUUAUUUCAAAAAUGUGACCGGUCAAGUGAUGAAUUGUUCUCAAGUCAAUUCAAAUUCAUCACAAGAGUUCUCAGUAGUUCAGGCUACAAAGGAAAACAUAGGAACAAUAUUAGAAAUCCUAACACCGACGGAGGACGGUAAAAAACAUAAGAUAGAAUUGGACGGCUACGCCAAUCUUACUGAAGCUUAUAUAAAAGCUUUUACCACGUUGAGGGCCAGAAGAAAAGAAACCAAUUGCAAUGUGGCGAGUAUUGGAGGAUGUAACCAAAUGAUCAUGUUGAUCACAGAUUACGUUUCAGGAAACUUUUCUGAUAUUUUUGAGCAAUACAAUAGAGAGGUGGUUAAUGGCAAAACGUACACGCCUGUUAGAGUAUUCACGUAUCUCAUUGGAAAAGAAGUGUCCAACGUCGAUGAAAUAAAAUCAAUGGCUUGUAAUAAUAGAGGUACAUUCGACCACAUCCACUCAGUGGAAGAAGUCCAGCAACAAGUGCUAAAGUACAUCAACGUGAUCGCUAAACCAAUGAUAUUGAACGGUACAAAACCUCCUCCUACCUGGACUCAUGCCAGUAUGGACAAGACGAGAACAAAGGAUUGGGAUGUGAGCCCUGACGUCGAUAGUCCAGACGAAGAUAAACUGGUGACUUCUGUGGCGAUCCCUGCAUUCAUCGAAGGCGACGUUAACGCCACACUGCUCGGAGUGGCCGGCACCGACGUUCCCAUCGACAGUAUCGCUAAACUGGCAAAACCACAUCAGCUUGGCGUCAACGGUUACUCGUUCAUAGUUAGUAAUAACGGAUAUUUACUACUUCAUCCACUUCUUAUAACCUCGAUCAAUGGAGAGCUCCAAGUGAACUACAACAGUGUCGACUUCGUGGAAGUGGAACAGGUGGACGAUGGGAAGGAUGCGCGCGAGUUGGGCGACAAGAUCCAGUGGCUGCGCCAGAACCUCACCGAGGCGAAGCGUGGAAACAUGACCGAAGUUGAGGUGUUAUUCCACUACGAUGACAUGAGGAGGAUAGCGCGCGUCAAACACGACUACUUCUUCAACGAACUGGAGGGAACACCUUUCUCAAUGGGCAUCUCCCUUCCAGAGGGUUACGGAGACACGGAGCUCAUCCUGAAAGACAACCCUCUUGAAGCCACACAAGGACAAGACCUCAUAGGAAUCAAUGUCACCCAAUUCUUCAAUUACAGCUACAGAAUACACCCCGAUUGGGUUUACUGCAAAUAUCAUUAUUUGGAAGGGCAUGAAUCAGAAACCCCUGAAAUAGAAAUCUGGAAGUUCUUAGUAAGGAUUUCAAAGAACGAUCUUAACAUUUCAAAAACCCAGUAUAAGAUUGAAUCGCAAGCUUUCUCAGUUGACUCGCACUGUGGAGACAAGAGAGAAAUACUCGAUAAAGAUGAUUAUUAUUGUAACGAAGAUCUAGUAAAGCAGCUAGUCUUUGACGCGAAGCUAUCGGCUCCAUAUUUUAAAGACUGGAAAGACCACAGCCAACGCGAAGCUUGGCUGGCUGAAAAAUACAAUGUCAGCGUGCGAUUCAUUAUGACGUCCAGUGGUCUCACAAGGUGGCAUUAUCUGAACGAUGACGAUAAAAAUGAAGUCGUAAAUGAGCAAGGCGAGAGGAGCAAAAUAUAUGAUGGGAAUAUCUUUGGAGAUGAUUACCGCACCGGAAUAGAAACGACGCCAUAUAAAGCGGCGGUACUCCAGCGCAACCAGACUAAACUCUACAACCGAGAGUCCCUUGUCGUGGCGACGCGUUUACCAAUACUAGACCAGUCAAUAAAGAACCGGCCUUCUGUCAAGAACGAUGACGGCGACAUUACGAUCACCGCCAGCUACGCCAUUUUCUAUAAAGACAAGGGAAUUGACACUCCUGCUUCCGUUGUGGGCUUCCAGUUCUCUUAUAAACAUUUUUGGCAAAGCUUUUCAGAGAUUACCAAAUCGGUGGGUGGUAAGAGUUUAUCAUGCGACGGGAUCGAGCAUGAUUGCUACGUCAUAGAUAGUUCAGGAUACGUGGUUCUAUCGAAUAAUUCGGAUGAGGUUGGCCAGUUCUUUGGCGAAAUCCAUCCUUUGGUGCUGCAGUCGUUCAUCGAUAAACAAAUUUUCGAGCACGUUGAAGUAUUCAACUAUCAAGCGUUGUGUCCAAACUCAAUACUUCCUAAACCUAGUAGCUCAUGGAGUCUCAUAACGCCGUUCACUUUACUCAAAUGGGUUUUAACCGAAUUUUUAAUAUUAUUGGGUGACAUUUAUAACUGGAAUCAAUAUGUCUACGGAAUGCCCGAGGACUUUGCACAAAACACGACACCACUUCCAGAAACAGUGAAUAAUGAGACAGUUCAAGCUGUAGACGAAGACGAAGAAACGUUUUCUUGCGAUCAUCGCAUCAGACUGUACAUAAUGAACCAAACGCAUUUCUUGAAGACAGCUGAAGAUCACCCAGUCACAUACGAGGAGAACCGAGGGGAGUGUCACCCCCCUUACUGGGCCUCGUACGUUCGGUAUACCAAUUUGAUGAUAGUGGUGGUGGAGAAGAUGGGGCUUUUUGAGUUUAAUGUGAAUUGCGAAAAGCCGCCGACGACGAAACCGGUGCCCACGAACAACUCUAUAUACAGUCGGGAGCCGUGCCAUAAGUUAGAAUUGGGCAAGCUUCCGCGGCGCCGGUUGGAAGGCUGCUUUACUUUUCACGAGAAGGAAGCGAACGCAUCAACUUGCAGUUUGGCCGCCUUGGACUUGGCCGCGCCGAGAAUCGUAGCUGUUGCCACGUUGCUGACUGCCCUCGUGUCCAUGAUGCUUUGCUAAUAAUCAACUUGUUUGAGAUUUGCACCUUUGUUACUAGCGCAAAUAAAUGUUGUUGCAUUAUCA